Molecule: messenger RNA, 1917 nt
Organism: Theileria orientalis strain Shintoku
Lineage: Eukaryota; Apicomplexa; Aconoidasida; Piroplasmida; Theileriidae
Exons: 1
Coding region: 1-1917 (638 amino acids)
Source: RefSeq, a predicted model, not a curated record
AUGUCAAUUUUUAUGAAAAGAUUUGUUUUUAUUUUUGUACUUUUGUGUAAUUUACAAAAGUUUGUGUUUUCUGCUAGCCAUUCAGAAAACAAACUUUACAUAUCUCUUUUGAAGAUCGUAACUGAGAAUGAAUCUGGUAAACGUAUAAAUGAUAGAAAGAAUUACGUUCUUGAAGAGCUUGGCCCUUCUUACCAUUUCUCUCUCAGAAAUAACUCUAAAUGUACCGAAGUUAUUUAUGGAGACCAUAUGUUGUACCAGUACAAUGCAGCCGAGGGAUACCCUAGAGCGAUUUCGGUUCACUUAGAUUUAAAUCAGAUUUAUUUGCAGGUUGGAGAAUCUGUUCAAAUUUAUCAGAGAACUAAUGAUGUGUGGAAUAAAAGCAUUUUAAACUCCAUUAAUGACCUUCCUGAACAAGGUCUUGAGGUUAUCACCUCAGAUAAAAACUCCGCUGCCCAUCGUAUGAGAGCAGGUGUUUCUGUUAAUUACGACUUCGAAGACGUAAAAUGCAGCCAAGUUAAGUAUAAAAAUAAGACUAUGUGGUCAUACGCCGAGAACAGCAAUCAAUACCCAAACCGCGUUCAUUUCAACCUUUUCAAAAAGAUUGCUAUAAUCAAUUUCCCUAGUUCUUAUUUGAUUUUAAACUAUCGUGAAACUGGGCCCAAUGUGCUUUCUGAUGUCCAAAUUGUUCGUGACGGCUCCAAUAUUACAAUUGUAACUGAGGAUACUGCUCAACAAACUCCCAAAGAGAACGAAUUAAAUAAAUAUUAUUUGAAGGAAUAUGCUUUUGUUUCUAAUUAUUCGUUUAACGAUGAGACCAAGUGUGUUGAACUCAGACACGGAAACAAUGUGUUUUGGCGGCAUUCUGACGACAUAACCUCUGGAUAUCCCAAAUCAUUAUGUUUUCAUAGAGAUUUGAAUCUUAUGUUCCUUGAAUUGAAUGACUCCAUCAAUACAUACAAGUGCCUCGAUUCAGGGUGUUUGCUCAUUAAGAACAUUCCUCUGGAAGGAUUUACAGAAUCAGAUCUCACAAUCAUUACUCAGAAUCAAUUGGGUUCAGGCACUGCUAACAAUGACCCUACUGCUUUUAACAUGGAGUCAUUUGGUUUCGGAACCGAGUAUAUUUUCAACAAGGGAAAUGACUGUGUCACUAUUGAAUAUGAUGGUAAAACAGUCUGGACAAAGGAUGGCAGUGAAUCUGAGGGCAAGUUACCACGUAAAAUGUUCUUCCACAUAUAUACAAAGAUGAUUAUUGUGGAUUUUGCUGAAUUUUAUUUAAUUUACGCAUUCCAAAAUAAUCAGUUCAUUUUGAUGACUAAGGACACAUUAGGCGGAGUAGAAGAGUCGGAUUUCCAACUUAUGGCUAAUUACGGAUCUAAAUCCAUGGUAUUAAACAGAGAUCAUUACGACUUUGUAAAAUACCCAUAUGGCUACGCUUUUGUCAUUAUGUUUAAAGGUGAAACAAAUUGUAAUGCAAUUGACUUUAAAAACAAACAAUUGUUUAGAUUGUCUGCGAAUAACUUACCUCCAAAGGUAAUGUACGUCAACUGGGAUAUGAAGAUGAUUUUGCUCGAGUCACCAACAUUCGUCAACGCAUAUAUGUACUUGAACGGCAAUUGGGUUCAUAUAUUUGGUUACCCAGAAGCUGCAGAGUCACUUGAUUUGUCAGGUCUCCAGGAACCUCGAGGAGAAAUUGUACAUAAACAGGUACCUAAACCAAGACAACCACCUAAAGCACCUAAGGAAUCUAAGGAACCUGAAGAGAAUACUUCACUUAGAGGCAGCAAAUCUACCAAACCUCAAGAAAGUUCAGAGUCUUCAGAUCCUAAAAUAAUGACAUACGUUUUAAUUGGAGCUCCAGUUGUGAUCAUCCUUAUACUGUUGUUUGUGGCCUUUGCAAUUUUCCGCUGUUUAACAUAA